GAAAAAAGUCGUCACUGGUGUAGCAUGGAUGUUGCUAACAACCCAGCACAGUGACUUGGCUGAGUUAACUGCUGCCAUUGAUGAACUGUUUGAUUUCUUCAGCAGCUGAAGCAUGAUGACUGCUGUCAGAGCCGCCAGGUGUUCCCUCAGACACUUCAGGAGCAUCUCUAAUUCUUCCAUGGACUCAAGGUAUUCGAAUCAUUUAAAUUCUUUGAGUCCUCGUGAGUUGAGGCUGUUGAUCAGGCAGGAAAACCCCAGGAUAAGAACGACAACUGGAUUAGCUAACGGUUACCAGCAGGCUAAUGUUGUCAUCCUGCCCAAUCAUCUGGCCAAUGACUUUGAAGCAUUCUGUCGCCAAAACCCUGCCCCCUUGCCACUCCUUUAUCGCAGUCAAUCAGGAGAGACUUCCUGUCUGCCUCUUGCUGAAAAUGCUGACAUAAGGACCGAUGUUUCUCAGUACUGUGUGUAUGAAGAGGGUUGCCUGGUGAAAACAGUCUCUAAUCUGCAGAGUUACAGCACUCAGUCAAGUAUUGCACCAGAACUGCAGGCUGCACAUCAUGGCCCAUGGUCAAACAUGGUGUGUUUCUAUCUGGGCUGCAGCUUUGGCUUUGAGGGCCGACUGAAGAAAGCUGGAGUCCCUGUCAGGAACGUGGAGCAGGGCACAAAUGUCAGCAUGUACAGGACUGCAGUUCCCUGUAUUCCUUCAGGACUGUUCAGCUGCCCUUUAGUGGUCACAAUGCGUCCUGUUCCAGCUGGCAUGUUAAAUGCAGCAGUGGAGGUUACUCAUUUCAACCCACUGGCACAUGGAGCUCCUGUACACAUAGGAGACCCAGCUCUCCUAGGUAUUCGUGACCUGUCCAGACCAGACUAUGGAGACCCAGUAGAUCUGCAGCCUGGUGAUGUCACAGUGUUCUGGGCCUGUGGAGUGACUGCUAUAGAGGCAAUACUGAACAGCAAGCCUUCUUUGGCAUUUAGUCACUCACCAGGCUGCAUGUUCCUGACUGACAUUCCAGACUCCUCCUCCUCUUCCCAAACACCUUCACCCUCUGACAGUGUAAAUCCAUCCAUCACGGACCCCAGUCCUGAACUGAUCCCUCUCUGCUUUUUGGUAUCCCAUAAUCCCUUAUUGUACAGUUUGGCAUCUCAGAGGGCCGUGGCAAAAAUCAGACACCUGGAGACGAUUAUUGGAGAGGACCCAGGUGAACGAGGGAUUAAAGCUUUAUUUGUUCAGGAUGAACUUCUGAGCUCUUGUCUGGCACUUUCCCAUGCAUCCUCUGUUGCCAUAAUAACCGGCUUCCCUGCAAACUACGAGUACAGCCCUCCAGAAGAGACUGACGGCCCGCCUGGAGCCAUUGCCAUGGCAACCAUGCUGCUAUCGCUAGGGAAACGGGUGACAAUGGUGACAGACAGAAGAACCCUGGACAUGAACCAGGCCAUCAUUGAUGAAGCUGUAAGGACAGGUGUGCUGAAAACUGCAAUCCCAUUGGUCACGUUUGAAGACAGGGGCCCAGAUUCUGCACUUCAUUUCUUAUGUCAACAAGGAGACCCCAGCAAACCCAGGUACGACCACCUUGUGGCAAUAGAGCGCAGUGGACGUGCUACAGAUGGAAAUUACUACACCAUGAGAGGAGUAAACGUCAAAUAUCUGGUCGAUCCUAUUGAUAACUUGUUUAUUGCUGCCCAGAAUCUACCAGGAAUUACUACCACAGGAAUCGGUGAUGGUGGUAAUGAGUUGGGGAUGGGUAAACUGAAGGAAAAGGUGAAGGCCCUAAUGCCCAGUGGGAGUCUCAUAGCCUGUGAUGUUCCUGCUGACUACGCUGUCACUGCUGGGGUGUCUAACUGGGGAGGAUAUGCUGUGGCCUGUGGGCUCUACCUGCUCCACACCUGCCCUUCCCACCAGCGAUAUCUAAAGAGAGGACUGGGACUGGAAUACACAACCCCCCAAGAACAACUCCAGGACUGGACUGCUAACCUGCCAUCUGUGGACAAGGAGGAGUCUAUCCUUUCCACUCUGAUGAGUUUUGGGAUAAGGAGUGGAAAAACUCGUCACCUGGCCAUGGAGGUGGAUGGUUUGACCUUUCACCCCACGCACUCUGACAUCAUCACCAGACUACUGGAGGUCACACUGAGCUCCACCACUUCAAACCCUUAAUAAACGUAUCCUGUCCAUUGUCAGUAGUAUCAUUGUAGCACACAGCUGUAUGUACACCAAGGCGGUCACAGUGAUGCUGCUGGUGAUUUUGUGUUUUGACUGCUGCAAUUUCCCAGCUUGGGAUAAAUAAAGUAUAUCUAUCUAUCUUGACACUCCAAGCAUAGGUCCAGUUUAGUUGCAGUUAAAUUCAGUUAAAUCCUUUUAAUUCCAGUCUCUGCAUUUGCUCGAGACAGGCGUCAUCAUCAACACAUUGUCACUAACCCCUCCCACAUCUUAUUACACCUGGCAUUAACAUGUGACCGGUGGGGAAACUCCAACCCUCAACUGACCAGUGGUGUAAUCAUCUGUCACUUAGAAAGUCAGUGACAGAUGUUCAGGUGUAUAGGGCUGGCCACUUUAGUGCGGUCCAGCCAGAAACAAUAGAAUGCAUGGCAAUAUUUAGGAGCACGGAUGUGUCCUGGAGACUCACUCAGGCAUAGGAGGGAUAUAAUUACAAAUGCAACAUGUACCCUGACUCCAGCAUUAAAGAAGAAGAAACAGAUUUGCAUGCAUUGCAUACAGCUUACUUUCUGCACAUGGCUGCUCAAUAGUGUCAAAAAACAUCUUAAUAUUCCAGCAUAUUUUAAAGGACUAACCAUGUGGCCUGCUUAUAAUGCAAUAAAUAGUGUUUUUAUUUUGGUGAUGAUCAAAGGUGAAUGGACUGUAUUUAUGUAGCGCUACAACACAAGCCUGCAUCCACCCAUUCACACAAUGGUGGCUAGGCCACCUGCUCAUUGUGAGCAUUGACACUGAUGCACAGCAUCAGGAGCAACUUGGGCUUCAGUAUCUUGCCCAAGGAUACUUUACAGCCUACAUGUCAAAGUAUCAAGGGAUCAAACCACCAACCCUCUGAUAGUUGAUGCUUCAUGAACAGGCUUUUAAUGUGAAGUCCUGAACAACACUUUAACAGUGCCUCAAUCCUAAAGCAAACAUUUCACCUGUAAAAGAGGGACCUGGAAUAUCUGCCACACACAGUAUGUGAUGAUGAGACAUUUUUAAAAAUGGAUGCUUAUGAUGCAGCUUACAAAAUGAUUGUUUCUUAAAAAUGCUCCUUUUUACAGGCAACGUUGUGAAUUGUCAUUCAGUAAUUGUUGAAUGUGGUAAAAAAAAUUGCAGGAAUCAACACUUAAUUUCAAUUGUCAGGAAAAAUAUUUAGUACAGGUUAUAAUGUAUUCUCAAUAAAAUACUC
Molecule: messenger RNA, 3380 nt
Organism: Chelmon rostratus (copperband butterflyfish)
Lineage: Eukaryota; Metazoa; Chordata; Actinopteri; Chaetodontiformes; Chaetodontidae
Gene: dglucy
Product: D-glutamate cyclase
Exons: 16
Coding region: 113-2152 (679 amino acids)
Biological process (GO): glutamate metabolic process
Molecular function (GO): D-glutamate cyclase activity
Source: RefSeq, a predicted model, not a curated record